Messenger RNA from Striga hermonthica, 339 nucleotides. Lineage: Eukaryota; Viridiplantae; Streptophyta; Magnoliopsida; Lamiales; Orobanchaceae. The record is from the annotation of a GenBank genome assembly.
AUGGGCGGCCGGAAGUUCGCCGUGCUCCUGUGCGCCGAGGACUCCGACUACGUGAAGAAGGCCUACGGCGGCUACUUCGGGGUUUUCGUGCGAAUGCUGAGGGAGGAGGGCGAGGAGUGGGACGUCUUUCCGGUGGCGCGCGGCGUGUUUCCGGCGGACGGAGAGAUCGCCGCCUACGACGGAUUCGUCAUCACCGGCAGCUGCAGCGACGCCCACGGCGGCGAUCUGUGGAUCUGCAAGCUCCUCGUCCUGCUCAAGCGGUUGGACGCCAUGAAGAAGAGAGUCCUCGGCAUUUGCUUCGGACAUCAGGUCCGUCUGCUUCCUAUUUCCAGUUUUUGA